Aureobasidium namibiae CBS 147.97 is the source of this 273-nucleotide messenger RNA. RefSeq lists its product as uncharacterized. NCBI's taxonomy places the organism in Eukaryota, Fungi, Ascomycota, Dothideomycetes, Dothideales, Saccotheciaceae. The transcript has 2 exons. The record is from RefSeq and is a predicted model, not a curated record. The annotation marks the transcript as partial.
GUAACACAUCCUCUUUACUUUUGUACCUGGUAUCUUGAAGAUGUUAGGACAAGAUCACCUUUACUCGGGCUUAGCCCUGACACCUUGACCAAUGCUUGCAAACGCAUCAGGAAUUGUGCGAGCGCAAAGGAUCGAGCCAUAGCGGAAGCUGCUAUAAGAAAGGCGUCUGUAAGUGCAGCUGCUGUCAGCUCUCAAUGCCCGGCCAGAUCUGCCAACGUUAUCACCAAAGAAUACUUCUUUCCCUCCACGUUUUGCAGUUUCUCCAACGCCUAG